Molecule: messenger RNA, 2112 nt
Organism: Pedinophyceae sp. YPF-701
Lineage: Eukaryota; Viridiplantae; Chlorophyta; Pedinophyceae
Source: the annotation of a GenBank genome assembly
AUGCCGAAGGGUAGCAAGGGUCGCAAGAAGGCGGAGCCGCCGGACGAGGGCCUGCCGUCGGACAUGGAGGACGAGCUGGACCAGUUCAGCAAAGGGCGUGACAAGGUGGCCCUGGACGUCAACGACGACGUCGCCAGCGGCAGCGGCAGCGAGGGCGAGGAGGGGGUGUACAAUUUGUCGGGAGGGGACGAUGACAGCUCGGGGUCCGGCUCCGACGACGACGUCGACCUGGACGACGACGAGGACGACGACGAGGAGCUCCAGAACCUCAAGGCGCAGGCACGGCUCCUGCGCCGCAAGCUCAAGGUCGCGGAGGGCGAAUCAGAGUCGUCCGACGAAGAGGAUGUGGCGAAAAAGCAGCUGCGUGAGCGUCUUUGGGGUGCGAGCAAGCGCGGGUACUACGACGCGGACGACGCGAGCGACGAGGGCGGCAGCGGGUCCGACGAGGACGUCGGCGAGCUCCCCGAGGCCCUGCGCAUCCAGCGCGAGUCCAUGCAGCACCUCACCGCCGCCGACGUCGGGUUCGACGACAGCGACCUGGAGCUCGGAGACGAGCCCGAGAAACCCGGCGAGGCCGCGGCCGGCAGCUCGGGGGAGUCUUCGUCCGGGUCCGAGGACGACGACUCGGACGCCGAGCCGAUCCUGGAGCGCGUUGUCGACGAGGAGGGUCCGCAGCAGCGGGUGCUGGAGGACAUCGCGCGCGACGCGCCGGAGCUGGAGGCGCUGCUGGGCGAGAUGCGCGCGAGCCUCGCGGAAGUGCGCGAGCGCGUCAAGCCCGUGCUCGACGUCGUGAAGGAGGGCGAGCUCGCGACGAAGGAAGGGAUCAGCUACUUGGAGGCCAAACACCUGUUGCUGCUCGAGUACUGCGCGCUGAUCGCGUUCUACGUGCUGCUGCGCGCGGAGGGCCGGCCCGUGCAGGACCACCCGGUCGUCCCCGCGCUCCUGCGCACGCGGGCGUAUCUGGAGAAGAUCAAACCGAUCGACAAGAAGUUGGCGUAUCAGAUCGACCGGCUGGUGCAGGCCGGGGAGCGCGCGGAGGAGCUGGCGGGCGCGGGCGGCGCGGGCGAGGACGGCGGGGACGGGGACGGCGCGGGCGAGGACGCGUACGCGGCUCCGCGGCCGGGCGCGCUGGUGGUGGGCGGCGGCGCAGGCGGGGAGGAGGGCGGGGAGGAGGAGGACGGCGGGGUGUACAAGCCGCCGCGGCUGAAUCCGACGGCGAUGCCGGAGGAUAUGGAGCGGUCGCGGCAGAAGCGGGAGGAGCGGAGGGAGAAGGAGCUGCGGCGGCGGGCGCUGCGGAGCGAGGCGGUGCAGGACCUGGUGGAGGAGGUGACGGGGGCGCCGGAGACGAUGCGGCAGCGCGUGGCCGGGAUGGACACGCAGGCGGCGCUGCGGGAGCGCGCGCGUCUGGCCGAGCGCGAGCGGGCGGAGGAGGAGCUCAUGAUGCGUGUGCCGAUGAGCAAGGAGGAGCGGAAGCGGCUGAAGAGGCACCGCCGGAGCGCGCUGGCGGGCGGCGGCUUGGUGGACGACAUCGCGGCGGGCGUGGCGGGGAUCGUGGGCGACGAUGGCGGCGAGGGGGACCUGUUCGGCGGGCCGUCAGCCCAGAGGUAUGGGGGCGUGGAACCAGCUUCGCGGCGCGGGCCGUCGGGGGACCAGGACCUGCCGCAGCGCGAGCAUCUGUCGCAGCGGCGUGCGCGCGUGGACGCGAAGCGCGCGCGGGAGGCGGCGGCGGCGGAGGAGCGGGCGGCGGCGGCGGCGGCCGCGCGCGCGAAGCGUGGGACGAAGGACGCGUUCUACGAGGAGGCCGAGGCGGUGCAGCGGUCGCGGAAGAAGGCGCGGAAAGAGCAGUACCAGGUGCCGGCGCAUCCGCCCGCGGAGGACCCCGUGGCGGACGGCAACCGCGGGGUCAGCAAGAGCAUUUUGGCCAACCGCGGCCUGACGCCGCACCGCCGGAAGGACCAGAAGAACCCCCGCGUGCGCGCCAAGGGCAAGUACGAGAAGGCCAAGGUGCGCCGCGGGGGGCAGGUGCAGCAGGUGCAGGCCCAGGACGGGGCGUACGGCGGCGAGCUCACCGGCAUCAAGAGCAAGGUCGCCAAGUCGGUGCGGAUCUCGUAG